AAAAAAAAAAAAAAAGCAAACAACCCCUUCUUUCACCAAAUCAUGAAAUGUGAGAGAAACCAAACCCGUCGAUUAGCCAGGGGGAGAUGUGGUCUGUGUGUUGUCUACACGGCUGGGAGUAAGUCUCUAUCUGUGGCCACCUUGCUUCUCCUUCCUAUUUUAAGUUUUGACUCUGCCGGUACUCAAAGCCCUGAAAACGCCACCAUCCGAUCUAGACACUUUUCGUUGAUCGUUUAAUCCAAUUUCGAGUUAACUCCUUAUUUUCCUAAACCUUCUCAUUUUCCUACGUCAAAUUCCCCAAUCCUCUACUCCAAUCCGUCUAGGUUCAGAGUCGUUUUUGUUGAAUAAGUCUUUAGUUUUCUGUUUUUGUUGAAUAAGUCUUUAGUUUUCUGUUUUUGUUGUCCUAUUCUUUGGGUAUUAGUUGGCUACGUGUCUUUGAGUUUCCUUGUUAUUAGGAGUACAGGUUUUACAGGUAGUUUAGUGGCUGAUUGGUUCCUAUUUUGUUGCUUAAUUCAGUUGUAGUUUUGCCUAUUUGUAAGGUGAUUUUCUAUCUGUUGAAUAAGAUGUACAGAAGUUUUUCCUCUUGCAAAUUGACUUGGUUUUACUGUCUUUUAAUUUCUUUCAUUUGCUCAAUCUGUUCAUGCCCAGCAAGUGUUUGAUUUAAUUCCUCAAAGAAUAUUCGUCUUGAAGCUUUGUUCAACUCUGUUUUUCUCACAGUCGUGUCAUUCGCUGAAUUUGAUUAACGAAAAGCUACGUAAGUUCUUUUCUUUUCAUUAUUUUAAUUGCAAACGUGUGACGACAAAUACCGGAGCUCAAGCAUUCCCUUUCUCGCUUCAAUUACUAGAAAGUCUAGCCUAGAAUCUUUUGUCCUUUUGUUUUUCCUUGGUUUCUUACUAUUUCUCAGCAUCCAAACAGUAAAAUUUAGGAGCAGUUUGUCUUUAAUUUGUUCUGUGAGGUUUAUUUUCUUACGUUUAUUCUUUACAGGAAAGUGUGGCUCUUACUCGCCUUCGAUUGAUUUGGUAGCAGACAUCAAAACAGAAUCACUAAAUUAAUUCUCUUUAA
Rubroshorea leprosula is the source of this 1062-nucleotide messenger RNA. NCBI's taxonomy places the organism in Eukaryota, Viridiplantae, Streptophyta, Magnoliopsida, Malvales, Dipterocarpaceae. The record is from the annotation of a GenBank genome assembly.